This is a messenger RNA of Crotalus tigris (Tiger rattlesnake), 3826 nucleotides long. RefSeq names its product sphingomyelin phosphodiesterase acid like 3B (gene SMPDL3B). The record is from RefSeq and is a predicted model, not a curated record. Gene Ontology annotation, molecular function: sphingomyelin phosphodiesterase activity. The transcript has 8 exons. Lineage: Eukaryota; Metazoa; Chordata; Lepidosauria; Squamata; Viperidae. Bases 1654 to 3054 code for a protein of 466 amino acids. Gene Ontology annotation, biological process: sphingomyelin catabolic process.
ACUAAGUGAAUUACUUCGGCUUUAAGUAAGCGAUUUCUUUAUGGAUGUGUGGUUUCUUCAGCUUUUUGUAUCCCCCAGCCAGGACAGAUGGGCUAUUUUCUUAAAAUAUGAAAGAAGCUGAAGUUCCUAUAAGACUUUAUUUGGGAAAUUUUAUUUAUUACUGGGAAACAUACCCUUCUGUCGUGGCUAUCAAUUUUCCUGGCAUUUGACCAUACCUUUUUCGAAAAGCGAAAGUAUCUGCAGAACCGCAGCACUUUAGUUUCAUUAAUUAAAGGUUUUAUCCCUUUUUAGAGUCAGAUAAGCUCUGCAUUCUUUUGUUUAUUUAUAUGAGGAUAUGAAGGUCUGCUGUGAAGCUUACUGGCUGAAACCGGUAAUUAAUGAAACACGUUUUUUAAAUAUAAAAUUGGGGAAUGCCUCAACUUUAUUUUCUAUUAAAAAAAAGAGGAUCUGCCAUCCAUAUUCUACACAAAUUUGUAGAAACUUCCUGGUCCUUCCCAACUUUCCAGACACUUUUCUUUUUACCUCAGCAUUUCAAAGGUCUGAAAAGGUUUCAGCACAAAACAUCUAUUUUUAGCACCUGUUUUUUUUAAUAUACCCCUUAGCUAUUUUUCCAGAUAUGAGGAUUAGAACUGCAUCUUUCCCUGUCAGUAAGGCCUCUGAAGCAUUCCUGCACUGAUCUUUUUGUUGAAAUAAAGAUACAAAUGUGCCAGGAUAAGUGGACAGCUGCAAGCCAUGCUUUGGAAAAAGCCAGAAAAAAAAUGCAAUCAAGUUUUACAUUUCAGAAAGUCAGUUGCAAAUGGCACUUUAGGGAAGAUUUUGGAUAAACAAGUAAACUGUUGAACAAGACUUAGAAAUCACCUCCCAACUUGGUUUCCUCCAGAUGUGAUGGACUACAGGCCAACCGUGAACUCCUGAAUUCAUCUAUUCAUUGCCCAACUCAAUUUUGAAGGGACUAUAUAAAGUUCAAAAGUAAAAUUUAAUGGAAUUAAUUUGAUCAGAGCAUGUCUAGCUUCUACGCCAAAUCUACAAAAUUGUGGGGAAAAUAGGAGGAGGAAGGAGUAUUAGGUAUGUUCAAAAUAGAUAAACAAACAAACAAACAAGCAAAAUCAAUAUUUAUUACUGGUGUUCGUAGCACCUCUAUUUUAAAAUGGCUCAGGGUGGAAUAACAGAAUUGUAACACUAGAAAUCUUAUUUUGAUCCAGCAGCCAAAAGAGAGAUUUUCUUCUAAACAAGUUAAAUCAAUCUGGGCUGCUUGAUUAAUUUUUGGCAAGAGAACCUGAAUAUUCACCUGCCUCUCCCCACCUACCAAAGCUUCUCUGCCAGAAAACAAACUUUUCCAUCCUGCUAUGUCAGCAAAGAGUUUGUCAAAUGACAAAGACCUUAGUAACAGAUUGAAGGCUUGCAAAUACUGCAAUAUAAAAUUUGACACACCCUACAACCUCAGCUCCUUCCUUCAAAUAAUGCACUGCUAAAACAUUUUCUAAGAAUUCUGCUAAGCUGGAAGAGAUGCCAAGUUUUGAUGCCAAGUUGGUUCUUCCAGUAAGCCGUCAGUCAAAGAUAUAGGGGAGGAGAGUAAAAAGGCUGACGGAUUGCCACAGCUACACCUACAGAAGAGAAAGCAGAUCUGCGGUGCUUGUUGGCCAAGAAACCAAAAUGGACUUUUGGAAGAUUCUAUUGCUGUUGAUGCAUUGCAGAAAUGUAAUUGCCACUUCAGGUUCCUUCUGGCAUAUCUCAGACCUUCAUCUUGACCCAGAGUAUCAAAAGUCCUCCGAUCCCUUGAAGGUGUGUCCAUCUGCUGGCACUCAGCCAGUGAUCAGUGCAGGAACCUGGGGUGAUUACUUGUGUGACUCUCCCUGGAUUCUUAUCAACUCUUCUAUUUAUGCCAUGAAGAAGAUUCUUCCUGAUCCAGACUUUAUUCUUUGGACUGGAGAUGAUACUCCUCAUGUGCCAGAUGAAAAGCUGGGAGAUGAAACAGUGUUGGAAAUAAUAAAAAAGCUUACUAACCUAAUCAGACAUGUCUUUCCAGAUACUCAGGUCUAUCCAGCAAUGGGCAACCAUGACUUCCACCCCAAAAAUCAGCUUCCAGUUGAGGAGAACAAGAUCUACAAUGUAACAGCAGAACUAUGGCACCCCUGGCUUGAAGAGCCCUCCAUACAGAAGUUCAGAACAGGUGCUUUUUACAGUCAAUUGUUGCCUGGUCUUGGACCAAGAAGGCGUAUAAUUGUCCUCAACACCAAUCUGUACUAUGAAAGUAAUAAUCGGUCCGUGAGUCUGGAGGAUCCAGGAGGCCAAUUCCAGUGGCUGCAAACUCUGUUGACCAAGGCAUCAGAAACAGGAGAAAAGGUCUAUAUUAUUGGACAUGUUCCUCCUGGUGUCUUUGAAAAGAAACGAGGCAAACCCUGGUUCCGAAAACACUUCAACCAAAGAUAUACAGAAAUCAUUCAGAAACAUCAUGCUGUAAUUGCAGCACAAUUUUUUGGGCAUCACCAUACAGAUAGCUUUAGAAUGUUCUAUGAUAACACAGAUUCCCCAAUCAGUGUCAUAUUUUUAGCUCCAGCAGUUACACCUUGGAAAACAACCUUGCCAGGUGUGCAGAAUGGAGCCAACAACCCUGGCAUCCGUGUUUUUAAAUAUGACCGUGAGACUCUGCUCGUGAAGGAUAUAGUAACUUACUAUUUAAAUCUCACCCACGCUAACAUGGGUACUCCAGAGUGGAAGAAAGAAUACAGCCUGACAGAGGCAUACCAGAUCCCAGAUGGUUCUGUUCGCUCCAUGCAUCUGCUUAUGGAGAAGCUUAUGAAAGAUGAAAGCCAGCUCCAGAAGUACUACCGAUAUAAUUCAGUUCAGUACGAUAACACAUUCUGCGAUGACAGCUGCCAGACAGAUCACAUCUGUGCUAUCAGAGAAGUUGACUUUGAAAGAUACAGUCAAUGUGUUACAGCCAGAAGCGCUGCAGCUGCAACACCAAUUCUGGACAUUUUCUUAUUUUGCCCCACAAUAGGUCUCAUUACUUUAGGUUUCUUGAAUGUCUUGAGCAAGCUGGGCCACAAAUAACACUACGUGGAUUCCACAAGAGUAAAGAAGAAACAUAGAAUGGAAACUAAUCAAGGAGAGAAGCAACCUAGAACUAAGGAGACAUUUCCUGACUCUUAGAACAAUUAAUCAGUGGAACAACUUGCCUUCAGAAGUUGUGAAUGCUCCAACACUGGAAGUUUUUAAGAAGAGAUUGGACAACCAUUUGUCUGAAAUGGUAUAGGGUUUCCGGUGCCAUCAUCCUGAGAAUUUAGACCAUCCAUUUCUGAUGAAUUUUUGAACUGCAAACUCGUAAACAUCAUCAUCAUCAUUUCAAAGUUAUUAUUUUUCUUGCAUUGGGAGGGUGCAAGGUUUCCCUUGGAAAAACCAAACACUUAAGUGACAAAGUUUCUAAUAUAAGAAUAGCAGCAUCAUAAAAGGGUACUUCCAACUGAUGUUAGUGAAAGAGGAGAGGUUCUGAUGGACUGUCCCAGAGCAUGGACUUCUCUUUAACACCCACAUGAAAUUGCUGGUAUCAAUACACUGAUACCAAUUUUAUAUCUCCACUCUAGGCUGAGUAAAUGACAUUGUGGAAUUCUUGAUUUGAUAUCUAGAGGCUAUAAAGAACUGGAUUCAGUGAAACAGGUUCAACUGAAAACUUAGUAGAAUUAUUAUUUAUGCCAAUGUCUUCAGUUGCAUAAAAUGUGUAGAAAAAUGUAAUAUGUGUAAACCAACACAAUUGUUUGACCGGAAAUUUUUAUCUUUUACUGAGGGCACCCUAGAAUCAGAGAUUCAGUAAAAUUUCAAAACAUUC